This is a messenger RNA of Apodemus sylvaticus (European woodmouse), 2322 nucleotides long. RefSeq names its product disintegrin and metalloproteinase domain-containing protein 29-like. The transcript has a single exon. NCBI's taxonomy places the organism in Eukaryota, Metazoa, Chordata, Mammalia, Rodentia, Muridae. Gene Ontology annotation, cellular component: sperm head plasma membrane; plasma membrane; external side of plasma membrane. The record is from RefSeq and is a predicted model, not a curated record. The coding region runs from base 73 to 2322 and encodes 749 amino acids. Gene Ontology annotation, biological process: proteolysis; male gonad development. Gene Ontology annotation, molecular function: metalloendopeptidase activity.
UCACUCUGCUCUCCUCAUGCCCUGAUGUCUUAGUCUUGUCUGUCACCCAAUGGACUAGAUUUGGUUUGGUCCAUGGCUCUCUCCCUCAGACCAUCUACCUGGAGUUUGGCCCUUCUGCGAGGUGCUCUCUGGCUCUCUGUGCUCUGGACUCUGUUGUCUCCUGCCUGCUGUUCCCAUGGCCCACCCAAAUGGCGCUUUUCUACCUCUGAAGUUGUCAUCCCCAGGAAGGUUCCCCAGAGAAUGGGUAGAAGUGGUACAUCAGAGCACAUCUCCUAUAGCAUGCGCUUUAGGGGACAAAGACACGUAGUCCACAUGAAACUAAAGAAGAACAUGAUUUCUCCAAAUUUUCCUGUAUAUACCUCUAAUGACCAAGGAGCUCUGGAGAAGGAUUACCCAUUUGUUCCUCGGGAUUGUUACUUCUACAGCUACCUGGAAGGAGUCCCUGGGUCCCAAGCUACACUAGAUACCUGCACUGGAGGUUUGAAAGGCAUGAUACAGGUGGAUGACUUCACUUAUGAAAUCAAACCAUUGGCGUCUUCUUCCAAGUUUGAGCAUGUAAUUUCUCUGCUUGUGAACGAAAGGUCUCAUAAGUCUGAAAAGUGUAGAAAUUAUGAGAUUAUGGCAGAGGGUAGUGUGCCUCCUGAAGAGAAUAAGGCUGCUGGAAGCCCCAGAGCAGCCCCUGUGUAUCUGUGGCGUCUCCAUAUUAAAACUAUAACAAUACACUACACAGUGACUCAUGAAUUAUAUCAAAACCUUGGGGAAAAUUCAACCCACGCACUUCAGGUAAUAUUGCUUUUGAACAACAUAGCAGACAGCAUUUAUAAAGUAAGUGGGUUAAAUGUGUUUGUACGUGCUGUAUGUAUUUGGAAUGAUGGCGACCACUAUGGUAUAUCCCCUUUUUAUAAUAAUGUUUGGAGACUUAUGGAACUUUUUGGCUAUUGGAAAGCUAAUUUCUAUUGGGAAAUGGAGCACACCACUACGGCUCUUCUCAUAGGAAGGCAGGCCUCUGGUGUAGAUUAUGCAGGCUUUCAGGGUGGAAUGUGUAACCCCAACUGGGGAGUAUUAUAUACACAUGUAAGACCACACCAUUUAUUUCUGGCUGCAAGUAUGAUGGCACAUGGAGUGGGUCACCUUAUGUAUAUAAAUCAUGAUACAGCGGGCUGUGUUUGUUACCGAAGGAGCAGUUGUCUCAUGAAUGAAUUUCCAACUCUUCAUGAUAUGAUUAGCAAUUGUUCCCAUUUGAAGCUACAUAACUUGAUUAAUGGUUGGGACCCUUGCUUGAGUUUACGACCUGUUACAUAUCGUCUAUUAAGAUAUGAAGUUCCUCGUUGUGGAAAUAAGAUAUUGGAAGACAACGAGAAAUGUGACUGUGGUUCUUUUAAAGACUGUACCGCUGAUAAGUGUUGUGAAACCAAUUGUGACUUUACUGUGGGCAGCUCUUGUUCUUCAGGAGGUUGCUGUGACUCUUGUCAGUUCGCACCCACUGGAACGAUAUGUAGAGACAAAAAUGGUAUUUGCGAUCUUCCAGAAUACUGUAAUGGAAUCUCGCCGCACUGCCCAGGCAAUUUUCAUAUCAUGGAUGGAACUCCUUGUUCUCCACUAGCAGUUUGCAUGGCAGGAAACUGUAGCGACCGUCAUUUGCAGUGUCAAGCUCUUUUUGGAUACCGAGUAAAGGAUGCUUCACUAGCAUGCUAUAAAGAAUUAAAUCUCAGAGGUGACCGAUUUGGAAACUGUGGGAUUAGAUAUUUACGUGGAGGGAAUCAACCUGUCAAGUGUCAAAAGGAGGAUAUUUUAUGUGGACAGAUUCACUGUGAUGGUGUCACUCGUAUUCCUGGUGGAGGUGAACACACUACAUUUCAUCACAUAAAGGUACAAGAUGUUAAAGAAGAACAGUGCUUUGGGUAUGAAGCACACCAUGGGACCGAACUUCCAGAAAUGGGGCUUGUAGUGGACGGUGCAACCUGUGGCCCUGGAAAAUACUGUAAACACCAGAGAUGUCUUUUUCAUCAAACUUUGAAUUUUAGAUGCAACAUCUCUAUGUGUAACUUCAGAGGGGUGUGUAACAACAAUGGCAACUGUCACUGUGUUCAAGGUUGGCAAGCACCAGAUUGUUUUCACAGAGGAGCAGGUGGUAGUAUAAACAGUGGCCCUCCACCUUCAAGUGCAAAAAGAUAUCGUGCCAAAAUACAUGUGCGUGUCAACAGGCUAAUAAUUGUUUUAGGUGCUCGCAUGCUUCUUAUCUUGGCUUCAAUUAUUACUGGUGCUCUUUCAAAGGCAAUAUUACGUCCAGCAGGGCCCGAACGAAUCCCUUUUAAAAUAUAA